This is a messenger RNA of Thermothelomyces thermophilus ATCC 42464, 2910 nucleotides long. RefSeq lists its product as uncharacterized. Gene Ontology annotation, molecular function: protein binding. The transcript has a single exon. The record is from RefSeq and is a predicted model, not a curated record. The coding region runs from base 52 to 2247 and encodes 731 amino acids. Lineage: Eukaryota; Fungi; Ascomycota; Sordariomycetes; Sordariales; Chaetomiaceae.
CCAGCGAAUCCCCGACUCUCUCGGGCGACGUCGCUCACCUCACCGCCCGCAAUGGCGGCCGUCGGCUCUCAACCGCCGUCCGCGCCAGCCUCGCCCAGCAGCCCCAGUCGGAAACCCGUCGGUGGGAUGCAUGGCUUGUCCCCCAUCGAACGCUACGACUGGGGGGAGAAUGUGAAGCCUCUGUCCGGCAUGCCCGUAUCCGAGUCGCCGAGGCUACGACAGUCUCCCGUCUCGCCCGUCAAGGUCAACUUUCAGCCCGACGACUGGGCCAGGCCAUCCACCGGGAACAUCGAGACGCACAUCCCGCACGGCCAGCCUGCCCCCCUCCCGGCCCUCGACCGUGCCCUUCCAAAGACGCCCGAUGCCCCUACACCUCCCCCGCACACGCCUUCCUCCCAUCCCGAGCACGGCCAUGCGCAGACUUCAGCUCCCGAUGCCUCAGAUUUUCGGCCGGCCUCCAGUAGCACCCAGAAACCGUUAGAGCCGCAGACCGCCGCCGCCCUGAGUUCCAAAUUCGAUGAGCUGAGCAUGAGCGACCAGCUCGGGGGAGCAGGGGAGAACCGAAACAGCAGGGAGUCGGACGCCACGGCUAGUACCUCGCGGCAGCAGACGUCCAUCGAGUCGUCAGCAACCACAAGCGCUAGCUCGGUCUCUGGGAUCCUCGAUUCCUCAGACAUUCAAGACAACUCGGCAGAUGCAUCUGCAGAGAGCUCUGUCAUCGACGAUCCCGCGCUCCGGCCCGAGCCCGUCCCUCAGUUGCAAUAUCACCAUUCGGCCUUUCUUCCACGCCCCGCCAGCAUGGCGGUGACUCAGGAUCCGCGAGCUCAGUCAAACCCGAACCUGGCCGAAGGCGGGGCUAUCAACCGCCACCUAACGCCAACUACCAACGCCCAUAGGAGGAGCUCGUUACCGCGGCCGCAAUCUGCGUACUCGGCGUAUUCGGACCUGGGUCCCCGCGGGCGUUCCCCUGGCCACUUGGGCGGCUCACAGAUCCGGGCUCCCUCGGCUCACUCUCGGAAAUCUCCCGAAACGCGCCCAUCCUCGUUUGCGGACUUGCUCAACGUGCCGUACCCGCAGCCGGCCCCGGCGCCCAUCACGUUUGACAAUUCCCAGCUACGGUCCGUCGUGGGGAACAAUGCGUCUCUGCUCAGCACCGAGAAGACUCUGGAAAUGUACCGGCAGAACGUGAAGAAGACAAACGACUUUUCCAUCCUGUAUUCUUUUGCAGUCUUUUUGAUAUCCACCGCUCAGGAACAAGGUUUGGAUUUCGAGGAUCUGAAGAAGGCCAAGAGCCCUAAGCCCGGAUCGGGAACACCGCCUCAGUCGUCCCCAUACGAAUUGAUUCGGGAGGCUCGCGCCAUUCUGCAGAAGCUGGCAAACAACAGCUACCCAUUUGCCCAGUACUACCUUGCCGAUGGCUACGCGUCGGGCUUGUUCAGCAAGGGGAAGGAGGACUACAACUCGGCAUUCCCGCUUUUCGUCCUAGCUGCCAAGCACGGCCACGCCGAGUCGGCGUACCGCGCCGCGCUGUGCUACGAAUUCGGCUGGGGAUGCCGCAAGGACCCGGCCAAGGCUGUGCAGUUCCUCCGCACCGCGGCCUCCAAGAGGCAUCCGGGAGCCAUGACGAGGCUGGGGAAGGCCUGUCUGUCGGGUGAUCUGGGAGAGAAGCGGUAUCGGGAGGGUAUCAAAUGGCUCAAGCUCGCGGCCGAAGCGGCCGACACCAUCUAUAAUGCCGCUCCCUACCACCUCGGCUGCUUGUACGAGACCGGAUAUGGUGACGACGUUUUCCAGGAUGAGAGCUACGCCGCCGAGCUCUUCACCCAGGCCGCAGACCUCGGCCACCCCGAGGCGAACUACAGGAUGGGUGACGCAUACGAGCACGGGAAGCUCAACUGUCCCAGGGAUCCGGCCCUCAGUGUACAUUUCUACACGGGCGCCGCCGAGCGCGGUCAUGCCGCAGCAAUGAUGGGCCUCUGCGCUUGGUAUAUGGUAGGCGCGGAGCCAGUCUUAGAGAAGGACGAAGAAGAAGCCUAUGAAUGGGCACGGAAGUCGGCUGAGCUAGGUAAGUAUUUCUGCCGAUGCCAAUUUCGCCGCCCUCACGGAGAGCUAACUCAAGCCGUUCGAUUUGUCAGGUUACGUCAAAGCGCAAUACGCUGUUGGAUACUUUACCGAGAUGGGCAUAGGAUGCCGCCGAGACAUUCUCGAGGCGAAUGUUUGGUACGUCAAAGCCGCCGAUGCGGGCGAUGAGCGCGCAAAGCAGCGCCUUGCUGCGAUCCGCGCUGCGGUCAGCGGAGGGACGCCGAUGGACGCCGCACCGCCUCGGAAUGCUAAGGUCAGGAAGAGCGGCGGCGACGGUGACUCCAAAGAGUGCAUCGUAAUGUGAAAGGUUUGGGGGGUUGGGAAAGAAAAAAAAAAUUCGACACUGCGGUGAGCCAGCGGACGGGACUGAUUAAUUGUUUAAUACGUCUCUUUGACACAAGCGCCCCAUGGUCCGGCUGAUCCUCGGGGGGGCCUCAGUCGGACGGUUGAAUUGUUGAGGCGUCAAUAAUGUCAACGGUAAUACUUUCUUGUCUUUUUUUUUAUUUUGUUUUGUUUUCUUUUUAGAUUCAUCUCCCUGGAAUCGGGCAUGCGGCACCUCGCCUCGCAACACCAACUUAUUAUUGUUGUCACGACUUCGAUUCUCUCGGGUGGAGUUGGUUAUGGGGACUAGCCGUGCCCAACUGUGCUCGGCAGUCCGGUGAUCCACGGGGGGUGCAUGCCAGAGAUUCUCCUUAUUUGGAGACUCUAUUUACAGCUGGACAAGUACAUAGCAGCAUGGGAACAUCGAAAGAGGGUUAGAGAGGAGGGUCAGAGAUGAAUUUAAGCGGAAGAAUGGAAGGGGGUAGUUCGCCUGCUCGGUGUCUGCCUACC